Messenger RNA from Mytilus californianus (California mussel), 5572 nucleotides. RefSeq lists its product as uncharacterized. Bases 45 to 1175 code for a protein of 376 amino acids. The record is from RefSeq and is a predicted model, not a curated record. NCBI's taxonomy places the organism in Eukaryota, Metazoa, Mollusca, Bivalvia, Mytilida, Mytilidae. The transcript is spliced from 2 exons.
AAUAUUUAAAUUCAGACCUGCUCUGUUAUUAUCCUGUGACAAGAAUGACAGAAGAAAACGUUCUUCUAACUAUUUCUGAGAAUCCUGGAAUGAUUCAACAGCAAGAAUUUGAAAAGUAUUUUGUAAAUUUAAAUCGAGAUGAAUGGAAGCCAUUGACAGAAAAGAUUGAUUCUAUGUCAGCCGAUUUAAAGAAGGAGUUGAAAGCUUUGUUGACAGAUCAAAAUGAAGAAUCUCUUUACUCUGAGUGUGAAAAACUUUCAAAUGAUAUAGUUAUAGCAGCUAGUUUCCUCUCUGGUUUUGGAAACACUGUUAAAAUAGAGGAUAUAAAUGCUCUUUCUUCAAAUAUACCAAUGAAUAUAGGUGCUUCGGUACUUGAAAUUCUUGUUAUUCGAACCACAGAACUUUUAAGCAAGAAGUUUACGAAUUUUUCAGACAAAUGUCGUGAUUACGAAAGGCUUAUGUUAUUUGUCGAGAUUUAUUGUAGAUUUUCUUCUUUGAAAAAUGUCCUUUUUCUUUAUUAUUAUGCAUCUUUGUUUGAUAGUUUGAUAUCCCAAAAUAUUCGACUGGGCAUACUUCGAGUCAUUAGUGCCCAAAUAGAUAGAAACAAAUCCCUUUUAGAGUUUCUAUGGAAACCAAAUACAUCUACCGCUAUUUUCCAUUUUAUCGGAAAUAUUUCUGAUAGGGAAUUUGUGAAAAGUUUUUUAAUUGAUCAUCACAUGGAAUUAGAUGAGCUAAAUCAUCUCUCAACGGGCACAUAUCGAUUUAGACCCCUUUCCUAUUCCGACGGAUUUGUUUAUAUGGCAGAUUUACCCAGAGGAUUAAAGUUCGUGAGAUGGUCAAGAUCAGUGAAUGUUGAACAAACAAGAUUUACUUUUAGAAAAAGCAAAGAACAUGGAAAGAACAAUUUCUUUAUCCUUUCGAAAAGGGAACCCGAUUUCAAAGUCAGAAAAAUUACUACAGGAUUAUGGGUCGAAGGUUCAUCAACCGACAAAAGUGAUAUGAAUUGCGUGUGGAAAAUUAUUCCAGUGAAGUCGAAUAUUUCAGAAGGCCAAGGUUUUUAUAUUGCAUCCAUGAAAAAUUCCUUUCUUUCAGCAGGAUCCGGUGGUAGAAUAUAUGUACGAGGUUUUAUGAAAGAGGACCAUAGAAACUAUCUAUGGAGUAUUGAGAAUGUGUAAUACUUUUGUUAAAUUUAGCAGCUUGACAGUUUUCUGUUUAAAAAUCUAGAUUUUGUCGGAAAGAACUAACUUCUUGUCCAUGUUGUCAUGAGUUGUUGUCAGUUUUCUUAUACCAUUAUGUUUAAAAAAAAAUUUAAAAAAGAGUUACAUUGUAAUUAACAUGAUAAACAUUGUUGUUUGUUAAUGUCUUAUAGAUCUGAUGUUUGCCAGUUUUUCGUGCUUUUUUUUUAAAUGAAAACUAAACCAAAAUCUUGAAAUUCUACCACUGUGAUCUUUCAGUAGAAUUUUUUGUAAAUUGAAUAUGAUGCAGACAUAAUGAUACAUUUGAAUACAGAUUUAAUGACCAUUCUGGAGCACUUGAGAUCACCCUCGGUUUUUAGUUGUGUUUUGUAAACUGUUGGUUGUUUUUUGGUCUUUGCCAUGGCGUUGUCAGACUAUUUUUGACUUAUGAGUUUGAAUGUCAUUUUGGCUUUGGUAUCUCUCGCCUCUCUUUUUAGCUUUUUAAGCAUAGAUUGAGACAAGUUUUAGCUGUUUUUGGCUUUUCAAUAUACAGUCUUUUUGUAUUCGAUGUUCUUAAUUGUUUUAUCAAUUUGACUUCAGAGCUUUUUUGAAACGAGCAUGAAUGACUGGACAUUUGUCUAUAUACGUUAGCACUGAGUUUUGAUUUUCUUUAUUGACAUAUUUUUUUUUGUUUUUGUAGUGAUUAAGAUUAUUACAAAAUGUUGACUGCUGUAUCCCUAUUUUUUUACCUAUUACGUUCCUUUGUUUUGUUCACACAUUGUUGUCAAUAUAAUGGAAUUCUAUGCGACUGUCAUACAGGUAAAAGGUUAAGUUGGCUAUAAAACCAGGUUUAAUCCACAAUUUUCUACAAAAGGAAAUGCCUGUACCAAGUCAGGAAUAUGACAGUUGUUUUCCAUUCGUUUGAUGUGUUUGAGCUUUUUAUUUUGCUAUUUGAAUUUUCCGUGGAGUUCGGUUUUUUUGUUAAUUUACUUUUUAUUACUGCGUUUAAAAAAUCAUCGCAUUAAAUGCAAUCAAGUCAAUAAUGCUACCGCGCUUCAUACAAAAUGUGCUUCGGUCAACACUUUUGUACCCCAAUAAAAUAACAGAAAGAAGCAUUCAUUUCUUAAAUAAAAUUCGUUAUAAGCAGCGAUGUCAAGAAUGUUAUUAUUGAAAGUGAAAGAAGGGUUUUCCAUUUCGUUGAAAGGUCCUUUCCACAAACAAAUCCUUCUUAUACAGGUAAAAAAAGAUGAUUAACAUUUUUUCAAUCUAUUACAUGAAAUCAAACAGACAUUGGCAAAUCCAAUUGCACGUACCAUUAAUAUUUCUAUUUCGAUUUUUUUUUCCAUAUCGAAUUAUAUGACCGUCGGCAGUCGUCAGAUGUCGUCAGAUGUAAUAGUUAAUUAUAUGGCGUGUAAACUAAAGUACACAUAAAAACGAUAAUACAUGUUAUACAUGUUAUUGAGCCUAUGCAUUGGUAACUGUUUAUUAUAAUUUUUUUGUAAUUAGAAUAUACAUUUUAGUAUGUUAUGAAUCAAACAUGAGAAUUGAGUCAAAUUGGUGAAAAACAUGAACUUGACAGCGAAUGUUCAUUAAACGGCGAACUGACUAUCGUAGCUACUGAGAGCAACCUCGUUUUUCUUAUAUAACCAAUAUAUUUAAAUCCAAAAUUAUAGACGUGUUACGAAAAGGUAUUUAGUUGACGCUGAUGUUGACAAAUUAGACUUUAAAUGUUGGAACUGUGUCAAAACAUUGAUUAUCGAUUAAAACAGGUAAAAGUUGAGUGAUGUUAAUCAGGUAUCCUACACACUUCUUGGUUCAUUAAACAUUAUACAAAUUUAGAAUAAUCAUUUUCUGAUAUCAUUGCUUGUGAUAAUAGAAUGGGAAAGGUGUACGUGUUUUGCCGGGGAGGGUGAUGGUUUUUCUAUGCACUUCUGAACUUGAACAAAAUCAAAUAAUAAGCCAGUUUACUUUUUUUACUUUAUUAAAUACGAUAUCAAGUUGUCACUCCACAACUGAACCUCGUCCUGAAAAUCAUCCCAUAUUUGUCACUGGACGAAACACAAAGAACAUUUAAUAAAUCUUGGCAAAACCCGCACACAAGUUCUACAGUCAUGUUGACUUUUUUCAGAUAUCUCCAAAAGCUUCCACUGACUUUGAAAGUUUUUAAGCGCCUAAUAGAUAUUUCCAAUACAAUGACAUUACUCGACAUAACCAACAUAUCUGACCGUAUUUCAGCCUAUUGAAGUGAAGGACGACAGAGGGGAGCAUAGACUGCUUGAAACUUUGGCUCGUUGAAUACACAUACUUGAUGGAAUAGAUGCUAUUUAAAAAUUAGGACAAACUGCUAUUUUAAUUCUUUACGUAUUUUGUUUUUAAAUUUGGGAUGUUUUCUAAGACAACAACAUUUAAAUGGAAUAUUUAGUUCAGUUACCGGUAAUCAAAUGCACCGAUCACUUACUUCGUCAUUUCACUUGACUCAUAUAUAUAUAUAUGUCUCCCAAACGAUAAAAUCAUAAAGCUACUUAAUCAAAAUUCAGUUUGAAAAAAAAAUAAUGGAAUCUGAAGCGAUAUCAUAUUCUCUUUUUUGAUUUAAAAGUUAUAAAAUUAAACAAGACUUUCAAACACGCCAAAAGGUAAAAGGUGUACACGACUUGCUUUUUUCUGCUUUUUUUUGCAUACUUCUAUAUUUUAUUUCAAGAUAUUUUUGCCAAAGAUAAAAUUCAGAUCACUGAUGCAUCUUUCUGAUAGUACUUUGUCGACUUUCCGUAGAAUUUUAUCAAAAAGAAUUUAUGAGGACGCAUCCUAAAAAAAAAAUAUAUGACAACACUCAUUUGUUAUAUAUAUCUUGUCUUUAAUUAUAAUGAUACAUGGAUUAUAAGUCAUUGACCUUAAUUUUUUUUCUAAAAUGCUUGGCGUUUAACUUAUACAAAUUCAUAUGAAAAACGGACAUGAACGGAAUAUUUGCUUGAAGUAGGAUGAUAAUUUUAGCUAUAUGAUCAAUUUAUGAAUGUAAAUGGAUAUUAUAUCUACUGGUCUGUGCAUCUGUCUGUUCUUCGGUUUUGAUCAAAAUAUAAAACGUUAAAAAUAAAUAUACCAAAUUAGAGUUUGGCCCGGAUUAAAUGGUGCACUGAAUAUGGAAAUAUGAUCAUGUGAAGGGGCACGGUGUCUUUAGGCCACACAUUCUUGUUGCAAAUGUUUAAAUUAAUACACGUAAAUGAAUAUGUAUCUUCCAUAUUCAUAUUUGUAUGUUUUAUCGCGCGCUCGCCUCGACAGUAUAAAACCCCUCGAAUGUGAUCGGGGGAAUAGAAAUAUGGUCACUAUUGGUCUUGUUCCGAUCGGUAGUUUAACCAUUGCAAAAGUGGGAAGUCUUUUUGAUUUUGUGGGAUAUACAAGUACGCAGUCCCGUCUGGUCAAAGUGGGGACAUUUAAUCAGAUGCAUCUUGUAGAGAGAAUGCCAUUCUAUUUCAACGUUAAUUAUGCAUUGAAUAUUUGCCACUGGACGUUAAGCAACCAACUAUCAAUCAAUCGACAGUAGCGUAACUUGAAUUUUAUUUCUGGCAAAGCAAAUGAUCUGAAUCUUGGCAGGCAAAGCCUUGCUUGGUUAAAAGUCGUCAAUGCUAAUAGGGAGUGGACGGUUAAUUGAAAAUACGAAUAGGAAAACAGGUGUAGGUGAUCAUAAACUUGAUUGAUCACACACUGGCAAAAUUAUCCAGUCUAUGAAAAAUCCGGAUAUGUGCAAUUCCAUCUUGAAAUAACAUUUCUAGUGCGCAUGAAAUCAAUAUAUUUCAAUGAAACUGCUGUUUAAAAGUUUAAUUCUCAGUUUUCUCGUGUUUCUGGUCCUGAUCGAAACAUAAAUAAUUGACAGAAUUAUAUUAUGGCCUCCUUUAUAAUGCUUUUGUACAGAUUUGGGGAUAUUAAGUUUAAGAUCCACUAUGUCUUUUUACUUUAUUCGUUUAUAUUUUGUCAAAAUGUAUGGAUGAUAAUAACUGGUUGAACUAUGAAGUCUUGCUGAUAUAUUCCAAUGUAGAAGAGUACUACAUAAAUUGUAGAAAUGCCAAGUGUCUGUUGAAAACUUUGUCCACAAAAAGUUCGUUUUCAAAACGAAAAUCAAUCAUCAUAUAUCAGUUUCCCAGUUAUGACCUCUUGUUUGAAUAAGUUUUAACGAGGUAAACUUGGUCUUUUACUUAUAAAAAGAUAUUUGCAUCUACCGAGUUCAUUUAGGAAAGCAAGUUUUCAAUACGAUAAUAAUGAGGAAUGAGUGAUUAAAGAGUAAAGCAGUCAACGUUUUGAACAGUCGUCACUCAGUAUGCAAUAUACUUUUACCUACAUGGUAUAUAGUUGUCUUUAUCUUUCUUUUUUAUUUUAUUCAAUUUAUAUAUAAAAUUGGUUGUAUGCUA